Molecule: messenger RNA, 1383 nt
Organism: Podospora pseudocomata
Lineage: Eukaryota; Fungi; Ascomycota; Sordariomycetes; Sordariales; Podosporaceae
Exons: 3
Coding region: 1-1383 (460 amino acids)
Source: RefSeq, a predicted model, not a curated record
AUGUCGAUAGAUACCUUUGCUUCGAACCUCGGGCGCAAGAUGUCGCCCUCUGCGACCCCCCCAACGGUGGCCAAAGGCCACAAAUCCGUCAGGAGCCUGGCGACCUUUUUCGAGGAGGGUGCUGCUCCUGCUGCCACCACUGUUCCCUCCUCCUCCUCCUCCAACCCCUCCAACCUCCCCGUCGCCACCAGCUCGUCCGUCUUCGCUCCCUCCCCCUCCUCCAAACCAAAGCUGCUCUGGGACCCUCACGAGCCCGAUGACAACGACCUCACCCUGCUUGAUUACAAGCAGUUCAUGGCGAACCUUCCGCUGGGUCGUUGCCUCGACGACCUGGAGUCGCCCACCAGGGCGGCGGCAAGCAGCAGCCGCCAACUCCACCCCGAGGCCCCCAAUUCCCAGCACGCCCAAGAGGCCAAAAACGUUUUGGCAACCCUGGACAGACUCUUCCCGCCUCUCCCUCCCCUCGACGACCCGCCGGUCCCAGCAAGCGACCCCGAGCCGUCGUCCGCCGCUGGCCAGGAGCUUGCUCCUGAGCCUGAGCACACCCAAGAACGGGCGAAAGCCUAUCGGGAUGUCACCAGACGAGUGCUGAGCAUCGACUGGGACGAAAUCGAAGAAGAUGAUAUUUUCCGUCCCCCCAGCUUUGUUCUCCCGCCGCCGCCGCCUUCUCCCCUCCCGGCUUUCUCCCCGUCGUCGCCGCGUCUUCAGCCGGUCACUGAAGAGCAAGAGGACGAGUCCAACGAGUCUCAUAACUCGUACCAGCAGGACGAUCAAGACCAGCAACGGCGGUCUCGAGAGUACCAGCCAAAAGAGCGGUACCAUCAAGCUGAGGAGCAGCAGCACCAGUACGAAAAGUACCAGCCGGCCAAAGAGCAGCAAAAGUACCAGCCAAACGAGCGGCACCAGCCAGAGCAGCCAUCCCAACAAGCGCCUCUCCCCCUCCCCAUCGGCAAGCUAGCUCUGCUGUCCCUGGCGGACUCUCCUGCAACCCCCUCUCCUUCACCCCAUCGUCCUCCCCCGAUGCCGACUCGCACUCCUCCGCCACCACCACCGAGUUACCCCCCUCCUCCUAUCCCUUCCAUCACCCCUCCCGUUUUUCUCUCCUCUUUUCCCGCUCCCCCUCCCGCUCCCCCGCAACAGGAGCGCUGCCCCCCUCCAGGAGCAGCAACCCGGCAUCAUGAACGAAAGAGGGAGGAGUUUAUGAAGAAGUAUGCAGAGUAUAUGAAUAGUCGGUACAAUCCUGAGUCGGGGAAUUAUAUGGGGCCGGAGGUGCGGAGGGUUAUGGGUCCCGAGAAUGAGGAGACGGAGGAGGAGACGGAGGAGGAGAAGAAGGCAAAGAAGCUCGAUGAAGGCAAGGGGAAGGCCUCCGACAUGUUCGGAUAG